This is a messenger RNA of Thlaspi arvense, 309 nucleotides long. The record is from the annotation of a GenBank genome assembly. NCBI's taxonomy places the organism in Eukaryota, Viridiplantae, Streptophyta, Magnoliopsida, Brassicales, Brassicaceae.
AUGUGGAACUUUGUGUACCCGGAUGCGCCAGGUGGCGUUGACAACCCAAUGUUAAAUCCGGUGGCAGCCAAUGCGCCAAGCCUAGUGAAGUUGGGCUGCCGGCGGUUAUUCGUGGGCGUUGCCGGGGAGGAUGAGAUUAUUGGGGACAGGGGAGUGUGGUAUUACGAGUUGGUGAAGGACAGUGGUUGGGAAGGCGAGAUCGAGCUAUUCGAGUUGGAAGGAGAAGGACAUGCCCAUCAAUAUCUAAGGCCCCACACUGAUAAUGCCAAGAAGAUGAUUGACCGUUUGGCUUCCUUCAUCAAACAUUGA